AUGAGCAGCACCCUGUCACCCACAGACUUCGACAGCUUGGAGAUCCAGGGCCAGUACAGCGACAUCAACAACCGCUGGGACCUGCCCGACUCUGACUGGGACAAUGACACCAGCUCCGCCCGCCUCUUCGAAAGGUCACGGAUCAAGGCCCUGGCAGAUGAGCGAGAGGCCGUACAGAAGAAAACCUUCACCAAAUGGGUGAACUCGCACCUGGCCCGGGUGACAUGCCGCGUGGGUGACCUGUACAGCGACCUCCGGGAUGGACGUAACCUCCUGCGGCUCCUUGAGGUGCUCUCUGGAGAGACUCUGCCCAAGCCCACCAAGGGCCGCAUGCGGAUCCACUGUCUGGAGAACGUGGACAAGGCGCUGCAGUUCCUGAAAGAGCAGAAGGUGCAUCUAGAAAACAUGGGCUCCCACGACAUCGUGGAUGGGAACCACCGCCUGACCCUGGGGCUGGUCUGGACCAUCAUCCUCCGCUUCCAGAUCCAAGACAUCAGCGUAGAGACAGAAGACAACAAGGAGAAGAAGUCUGCCAAGGAUGCCCUGCUGCUGUGGUGCCAGAUGAAGACUGCAGGGUAUCCCAAUGUCAACGUGCACAACUUCACCACCAGCUGGAGAGACGGGCUGGCCUUCAACGCCAUCGUGCAUAAACACCGGCCAGACCUGCUGGACUUCGAGUCCCUGAAGAAGUGUAACGCCCACUACAAUCUGCAGAAUGCUUUCAAUCUGGCCGAGAAGGAGCUGGGGCUCACCAAACUGCUGGACCCUGAAGACGUGAACGUGGACCAGCCAGAUGAGAAGUCAAUCAUCACCUACGUGGCUACGUACUACCACUACUUCUCCAAGAUGAAGGCCCUGGCUGUGGAGGGCAAAAGAAUCGGCAAGGUGCUGGACCACGCCCUGGAGGCGGAGCGCUUGGUGGAGAAGUACGAGUCACUGGCCUCCGAGCUGCUGCAGUGGAUUGAGCAAACCAUCGUGACCCUCAAUGACCGGCAGCUGGCCAACUCCCUGAGCGGGGUCCAGAACCAGUUACAGUCCUUCAACUCCUACCGCACCGUGGAGAAGCCGCCCAAGUUCACCGAGAAGGGGAACCUGGAGGUGCUGCUCUUUACCAUCCAGAGCAAACUGCGGGCCAACAACCAGAAGGUCUACACGCCCCGCGAGGGCCGGCUCAUCUCCGACAUCAACAAGGCCUGGGAGCGGCUGGAGAAGGCCGAGCAUGAACGGGAGCUGGCCCUGCGCACGGAACUGAUCCGCCAGGAGAAGCUGGAGCAGUUGGCAGCACGCUUUGACCGCAAGGCGGCCAUGAGGGAGACCUGGCUGAGCGAGAACCAGCGCCUCGUGUCCCAGGAUAACUUCGGGCUGGAGCUGGCAGCCGUGGAGGCCGCGGUGCGGAAGCACGAGGCCAUCGAGACGGACAUCGUGGCCUACAGCGGCCGGGUGCAGGCGGUGGACGCCGUGGCCGCAGAGCUGGCCGCCGAACACUACCACGACAUCAAGCGCAUCGCCGCGCGCCAGCACAACGUGGCGCGGCUCUGGGACUUCCUGCGGCAGAUGGUGGCCGCCCGGCGCGGGCGGCUGCUGCUCAACCUGGAGCUGCAGAAGGUGCUUCAGGACCUGCUGUACCUCAUGGACUGGACGGAGGAGAUGAGGGGCCGGCUGCAGUCUCAGGACCUGGGCAAGCACCUGGCCGGGGUGGAGGACCUGCUGCAGCUGCACCAGCUGGUGGAGGCCGACAUCGCCGUGCAGGCUGAGCGGGUGAAGGCUGUCAGUGCCUCCGCACUGCGCUUCUGUGACUCCGAGAAAGAGUACAAACCCUGCGACCCUCAGCUGGUGUCAGAUCGGGUAGCAGCGCUGGAGCAGAGCUAUGAGGCGCUGUGCAAGCUGGCAGCCGAGCGCCGAGCCCGCCUGGAGGAGUCCCGGCGCCUCUGGCGCUUCCUCUGGGAGGUGGGCGAGGCCGAGGCCUGGGUGCGGGAGCAGCAGCACCUUCUGGCCUCCGCUGACACUGGCCGUGACCUGACCGGCGCCCUUCGCCUGCUCAACAAGCACACAGCCCUGAGGGGUGAGAUGAGCGGCCGCCUGGGGCCCCUGAAGCUCAUCCUGGAGCAGGGCCAGCAGCUGGUGGCUGAGGGCCACCCCGGGGCCGGGCAGGCGGCUGCCCGCGCGGCUGAGCUCCAAGCCCAGUGGGAGCGGCUGGAGGCCCUGGCUGAGGAGCGGGCCCAGCGGUUGGCCCAGGCCGCCAGCCUCUACCAGUUCCAGGCGGACGCCAACGACAUGGAAGCCUGGCUGGUGGACGCGCUGCGGCUGGUGUCCAGCCCCGAGCUGGGGCAUGACGAGUUCUCCACGCAGGCCCUGGCCAGGCAGCAUCGGGCACUGGAGGAGGAGAUCCGUGGCCACCGGCCCACGCUGGAUGCCCUGAAAGAGCAGGCAGCGGCCCUGCCCCCCUCCGUGACCUGUGCCCCCGAGGUGCAGGGCAGGGUGCCCACUCUGGAGCAGCAGUAUGAGGAGCUGCAGGCCCGGGCAGGCGGGCGGGCACGGGACCUGGAGGCAGCCCUGGCGCUCUACACCAUGCUCAGUGAGGCGGGGGCCUGCGGACUGUGGGUCGAGGAGAAGGAGCAGUGGCUCAACGGGCUGGCGCUGCCCGAGCGGUUGGAGGACCUGGAAGUGGUGCAGCAAAGGUUCGAAACCCUGGAGCCUGAGAUGAACGCCCUUGCAGCUCGAAUUACCGCCGUCAAUGACAUUGCCGAGCAGCUGCUGAAGGCCAACCCCCCAAGCAAAGAGAGCAUUGUGGACACCCAGAAGCAGCUCAAUCACAGGUGGCAGCAGUUUCGUUCCCUGGCAGAUGGCAAAAAGGCAGCACUGACAUCGGCCUUGAGUAUCCAGAACUAUCACUUAGAAUGCACAGAGACCCAGGCCUGGAUGAGAGAAAAGACCAAAGUCAUUGAGUCCACCCAGGGUCUGGGCAAUGACCUGGCUGGGGUGCUGGCACUGCAGCGUAAGCUGGCUGGCACUGAGCGGGACUUGGAGGCCAUUGCUGCCCGGGUGAGUGAGCUGACACGAGAAGCAAACGCCCUGGCCUCUAGCCAUCCAGCCCAAGCCGCUGCCAUCAAUGCCCGUCUGGGAGAGGUACAAGCCGGCUGGGAGGACCUAAGGGCUACCAUGCGCCGUCGAGAAGAGUCUCUGGGUGAAGCACGGCGACUGCAGGACUUCCUACGCAGCUUGGAUGACUUCCAGGCUUGGCUAGGCCGCACACAGACUGCUGUGGCCUCUGAAGAAGGGCCAGCCACCCUGCCCGAAGCAGAGGCCCUCUUGGCCCAACACGCAGGCCUACGAGGAGAGGUGGAGCGGGCCCAGAGCGAAUACAGCCGACUGCGGGCCUUGGGUGAGGAGGUGACCCGGGACCAGGCCGAUCCCCAGUGCCUCUUCUUACGGCAGCGACUGGAAGCCCUGGGCACCGGCUGGGAGGAGCUGGGCCGCAUGUGGGAGAGCCGGCAAGGUCGCCUGGCCCAGGCCCAUGGCUUCCAGGGGUUCCUGCGGGAUGCUCGCCAGGCUGAGGGAGUGCUCAGCAGCCAGGAAUACGUUCUCUCUCACACGGAGAUGCCAGGGACACUCCAGGCUGCCGAUGCUGCCAUAAAAAAACUGGAAGAUUUCAUGAGCACCAUGGAUGCCAAUGGGGAGCGCAUCCGUGGGCUCCUAGAGUCUGGGCGUCAGUUGGUGUCUGAGGGCAACAUCCAUGCAGAGAAGAUCCAAGAGAAGGCAGACUCCAUCGAGAGGAGACACAAGAAGAACCAAGAAGACGUGCAGCAGCUUCUGAGUCGGCUUCGGGACAACCGCGAGCAGCAGCAUUUCUUACAAGAUUGCCAGGAGCUGAAACUCUGGAUUGAUGAGAAGAUGCUGACCGCCCAGGACGUGUCCUAUGACGAGGCCCGCAACCUGCACACCAAGUGGCAGAAGCAUCAGGCUUUCAUGGCCGAGCUGGCCGCUAACAAGGACUGGUUGGACAAGGUGGACAAGGAAGGGCGAGAGCUGACCUUGGAGAAGCCAGAGCUGAAAGCCCUGGUGUCGGAGAAGCUUGAGGACCUGCACAAGCGCUGGGAUGAGCUGGAGACCACCACUCAGGCCAAGGCCCGCAGCCUCUUCGACGCCAACCGAGCUGAGCUGUUUGCCCAAAGCUGCUCGGCCCUGGAGAGCUGGCUGGAGAGCCUGCAGGCCCAGCUGCACUCUGACGACUAUGGCAAGGACCUCACCAGCGUCAACAUUCUGCUCAAGAAGCAGCAGAUGCUGGAACGGGAGAUGGCCGUGAGGGAGAAGGAGGUGGAAGCAAUCCAGGCCCAGGCCAAAGCGCUGGCCCAGGAAGACCGGGGUGCAGGGGAGGUGGAGAGGACAUCGCGGGCCGUGGAGGAGAAGUUCCGGUCUCUGUGCCAGCCCAUGAAGGAGCGCUGCCAGCGCCUGCAGGCCUCUCGCGAGCAGCACCAGUUCCACCGGGACGUGGAAGACGAGAUCUUGUGGGUGACAGAGCGACUGCCCAUGGCCAGCUCCAUGGAACACGGCAAGGACCUGCCCAGUGUCCAGCUCCUCAUGAAGAAAAACCAGACCCUGCAGAAGGAGAUGCAGGGCCACGAGCCCCGGAUCGCGGACCUGACGGAGCGGCAGCGUGCUCUGGGGGCGGCCGCUGCGGGCCCCGAGCUGGCCGAGCUGCAGGAACUGUGGAAACGCCUGGGCCAUGAGCUAGAGCUCCGAGGGGCACGGCUGGAGGAGGCCCUGCGCGCUCAGCAGUUCUACCGUGACGCCGCCGAGGCCGAGGCCUGGAUGGGCGAGCAGGAGUUACACAUGAUGGGCCAGGAGAAGGCCAAGGACGAGCUGAGCGCCCAGGCCGAGGUGAAGAAACAUCAGGUGCUGGAGCAGGCACUGGCUGACUACGCUCAGACCAUCCACCAGCUGGCGACCAGCAGCCAGGACAUGAUUGACCACGAGCACCCAGAGAGCACACGGCUGUCGAUCCGCCAAGCUCAGGUGGACAAGCUGUACGCCAGCCUGAAGGAGCUGGCCGGGGAGCGGCGCGAGCGGCUGCAGGAGCACCUCCGGCUGUGCCAGCUGCGCCGGGAUCUGGACGAUCUGGAGCAGUGGGUCCAGGAGCGCGAGGUGGUGGCGGCUUCCCACGAGCUGGGCCAAGACUACGAGCACGUGACUAUGCUCCGGGACAAAUUCCGAGAGUUCUCCCGGGACACGAGCACCAUUGGCCAGGAGCGUGUGGACAGCGUCAAUGCGCUGGCCAACGGGCUCAUUACCGGGGGCCACGCCGCACGCGCCACGGUGGCCGAGUGGAAGGACAGCCUCAACGAGUCCUGGGCCGACCUGCUCGAGCUGCUGGACACGCGGGGCCAGGUGCUGGCGGCCGCACACGAGCUGCAGCGCUUCCUACACGGCGCCCGCCAGGCGCUGGCCCGGGUGCAGCACAAGCAGCAGCAGCUGCCGGACGGGACCGGCCGAGACCUCAACGCCGCCGAGGCCCUGCAGCGCCGGCACUGUGCCUACGAGCACGACAUCCAGGCCCUCAGUGCCCAGGUCCAGCAGGUGCAGGAGGAUGGCCAGCGACUCCAGAAAGCCUAUGCUGGUGACAAAGCUGAGGAGAUUGGUCGCCACAUGCGGGCCGUGGCUGAGGCCUGGGCCCAGCUUCAGGGCAGCUCUGCAGCCCGCCGCCAGCUGCUGCUGGACACCACAGACAAGUUCCGCUUCUUCAAGGCCGUCCGGGAGCUAAUGCUGUGGAUGGAUGGGGUCAACGUGCGGAUGGACGCCCAGGAACGGCCCAGGGAUGUGUCCUCAGCUGACUUAGUCAUCAAGAACCAUCAAGGCAUCAAGGCUGAGAUCGAGGCCCGGGCGGAUAGCUUCUCCACCUGCAUCAACAUGGGACAGGAGCUGCUGACCAAGAGCCACUAUGCUGCUGACGAGAUCUCGGAGAAGCUGUCUCAGCUGAAGGCCCGGCGCCAGGAGACGGCGGACAAGUGGCAGGAGAAGAUGGACUGGCUCCAGCUUGUCCUGGAGGUGCUGGUGUUUGGGAGAGACGCGGGUGUGGCAGAGGCCUGGCUAUGCAGCCAGGAGCCACUGGUACGGAGUUCAGAGCUGGGCUGCACGGUGGACGAGGUCGAGAGCCUCAUCAAGCGGCACGAGGCCUUCCAGAAGUCGGCGGUGGCCUGGGAGGAGCGCUUCAGCGCGCUGGAGAAGCUCACCACGCUGGAGGAGCAGGAGAAAGAGAGGAGACGAAAGUUGGAGGAGGAGGAGCGGAAAAAACAGCCGCCUGCCCCAGAGCCCAAGGGUCGUCCGCCUGAGGGGCCCCCGGCGGACGGACGGACGGCACCUGACGCAGCCUGGGACGGGACCCACCCUCGGCUGCCGUCAUCCACACAGCUGCCCACUGUCAAUGGGGUCUGCACGGACUCGGAGCCCUCCCAGCCCCUGUUGGAACAGCAGAGACUGGAGCAGGGCAGCUUCCCCGAGCGCCCCGCGUCUGGUGCCGGAGAUGAGGCCAACGGGCCGCAGGGAGAACAGCAGAGCCGGCCCCGGCCGGCCCCGGCCACCAUGCCACAGAGCAGGUCGACCGAGUCAGCCCAGGUUGCCGCUCUGCCCCCUCGAGCCCCAGAGCCCUCUGCCCAGGAGCAGAUGGAAGGCAUGCUGUGCCGGAAACAGGAGAUGGAGGCCUUCGGCAAGAAGGCUGCCAACAGGUCGUGGCAGAAUGUGUACUGUGUCCUGCGCCGCGGGAGCCUUGGCUUCUACAAGGAUGCUAAGGCAGCCAGCACAGGUGUGCCCUACCACGGAGAAGUGCCUGUCAGCCUGGCUAGGGCCCAGGGCAGCGUGGCUUUUGACUACCGGAAGCGCAAACAUGUCUUCAAGCUGGGCUUACAGGACGGAAAAGAGUAUUUAUUCCAGGCCAAGGAUGAGGCAGAGAUGAGCUCGUGGCUGCGGGUAGUGAACGCAGCCAUUGCCACAGCGUCCUCUGCUGCUGGAGAGCCUGAAGAGCCAGCGGUGCCCAGUGCCAGCCGGGGCAUGACCAGGGCCAUGACCAUGCCGCCGGUUUCAGUGUCUGGGGCUGAGGGACCUGUCGUCCUUCGAAGUAAGGACGGCAGGGAACGAGAGCGAGAAAAACGUUUCAGCUUCUUCAAGAAGAGCAAGUAG
This is a messenger RNA of Elephantulus edwardii (Cape elephant shrew), 7170 nucleotides long. RefSeq names its product spectrin, beta, non-erythrocytic 2 (gene SPTBN2). NCBI's taxonomy places the organism in Eukaryota, Metazoa, Chordata, Mammalia, Macroscelidea, Macroscelididae. Bases 1 to 7170 code for a protein of 2389 amino acids. Gene Ontology annotation, molecular function: phospholipid binding; actin filament binding; structural constituent of cytoskeleton. The transcript has 36 exons. Gene Ontology annotation, cellular component: spectrin; cell projection; plasma membrane. The record is from RefSeq and is a predicted model, not a curated record. Gene Ontology annotation, biological process: actin cytoskeleton organization.